AUGGAUAGUUUACUGGAUCAACAAGAGCCUCUUAGCAACGAUACGGACCCAUUUCUGCGUGUUUACCGUUACGCGGUCACUUUGCAUCCCAGUCCGUUUUUGUCAACACGGUACACGAUCGAACCUCCUUCAGCUAGCCCUAGAACGUCCAGUGACACGCCAACCAAGCAGACUCCGCUACCGCCGUCACUAGCGUCUAACGACUUUUCGAAGCAAACUCCACGACAAACCCAUGGCCAUGAAGACAACAAGGCAGAAUCACGAGUGCUUGUCCCUCGACGCGGCGCAUCCAACAUACCCGCAACGGCUCCACGGGCCGUGGUCAACACGCCACAGAGAACCGUCACAGUAACCCUGUAUGCCGCCAACCACAGGCCAUACGAAGUCCCCAUUAAGUUCUACCAUCAGCAAACCACUAGGCAUUCACGUCUCGAACAGAUUUGGGCUGGUCAAAUGCAAGGAGGGCCCGAACUCCUUUCGUGGAUUGAGAUCGUCCGUCACAAACUCUUCGCCCAAAUUCCCGGCUUCGUUUUUGUACCCCAGGAUCCUUUUCUCAGCCCCAUAGAGACCGUCAACCUCAUGGGCGGCCUAACCGAUCAACGCGAUGAUAUGCAAAAACUCUCGCAGCUGACAGCCAAGUUUUUGCGAGAAUACUUCGCCAAUAUGAGCAUGGAAGACCGGCCGGUGUUGUACAGCCAAGCUCAGAAGAUAGGAGACGGGCAAAAGCUCGUUGACUUCCACAAGGAGAGCCUCCACGAUAUCUUCUUCUCCAUUCAAGUCCACAGGAAAAAACAGAACAAGAACAUUGUUGGCGACCACUUGAAGGGGCCACAUCCGUUGGUGGCUAGAGCGGCAAAGGAAAAGUAUGUUCAGGAAGCGUGUUUUCCUAUUCAUCCAUGUGUGAUGAAGAAGGUCGUUCAACAUGUUGUUGAGGCGCGCAAAACUUAUCUGCUCAAGAAGCAGGAUCGAGCUCAGGCCCAACCACACGUCCAACCUCAAUUAAACCGGUCUGGUUCAAUUCGCACGAUGAGAAGCUGCGUCUCAUUGAAAGCAAACGAUAUGAACAACAACAGCAUUCGCAGAAUGAAAAGUCACGCCUCCCUCAAAGACACCGAGUCCACCAACAUAGGCAAAAAUAUGAUCAUUCCUUUACCUCCAAUCCCCAUAGAAGACUGGGGCUGUCGUGAUCCCCACGCCUGGCUAGUCGGAUGGGACUUGGAGAUGGAGAGCUUGGCUUACAUGCGUCGGAGCAGCGAUUUUCCUCGCCUUGGCAAGGUUCAGGAACGCCAGCUUGUGUUGUACCAGUUCGCCAGGAGUGUUGAUGAGUGGUUGUGGCGCUUGGAACAGGCAGAGAAGAACACUGGAUGUGGACUUGGACUGACUGAACCGGAAAAGGUGAGGGCCUGUGAAAUGGAGAACUUGAAGGAUACGGAGGAGUUGUUGAUUGAGCUUUGA
Molecule: messenger RNA, 1455 nt
Organism: Neurospora tetrasperma FGSC 2508
Lineage: Eukaryota; Fungi; Ascomycota; Sordariomycetes; Sordariales; Sordariaceae
Exons: 1
Coding region: 1-1455 (484 amino acids)
Source: RefSeq, a predicted model, not a curated record